AUGAUAUCAGGACAUUUAAUAACAGCUGCUAUAUUAAUAUUUUUUCUUGUUUAUCUGGCGGAUUGUUCCAUACAUAAAAAUUUAAAAUAUUUUGAAACACUUCAUGUUUCAAAAUUCACUCACCAUGUUGUAAAACGUGGUGCUAAGUUAUCAAACCACCCUUUUAACACCAUCAAAGAGCUACACUUCCAAACACUUGGCAAAGAUUUUAGGCUAAUCCUACAUCCUCAUAACACAGUCCUUCACUCAAACUUUAAGGCAUAUUCUGUAGAUGCCAAUGGAAAUAAAACGGUUGUGCAUAUAGAUUAUGAUAAUUUUUACACUGGAAGAGUCUUUGGUGAGAAGUCAUCAGAUGUGAAGAUGCAUAUAGAGGAUGGAGUAAUCACUGGUAUAAUCCAUACACCUGAUGAAACUUAUCACAUAGAGCCGUCAUGGCGCCAUUUGCCACAUCUUAAUGACAAAAACAUGAUCACGUACAGAUCGUCAGAUAUUAAAUUCAGUUGGUCCGGGACGGGAGAAGAAAAGCCAAGAGUUUGUGGAUAUGUUAAGGAAGGCGAAGAUUUAGAAGACAAUGACGAAGAAGGUUACACUGAAGAUUUGGAGUCUGAACUAAAACAAAGCGAAAAAAAUAAAUAUUUGAGUCAAAAUCAAGAUAGUAAUUCUGGCAAAAGAUUUAAGAGACAGAGCGAUUAUGAGUACACUCCAACAAAGACGCGAUGCCCCUUGCUCCUUGUUGCCGACUAUAGAUUCUUUCAGGAAAUGGGAGCUAGCAACACGAAAACAACAAUUAGUUAUUUAAUCAGUCUCAUUGAUCGAGUUCACAAGAUAUACAAUGACACGGUGUGGCAAGACAGGCAGGACGCAGAUGGGUUCAAGGGUAUGGGGUUCGUGAUAAAGAAGAUCCUGGUGCACUCGGAGCCCACGCGCGUGCGCGGCGGCGAGGCGCACUACAACAUGGUGCGCGAGAAGUGGGACGUGCGCAACCUGCUCGAGGUUUUCAGUCGGGAAUAUUCACACAAGGAUUUCUGCUUAGCCCAUCUGUUUACCGACCUCAAGUUUGAGGGCGGUAUUCUCGGGCUGGCGUACGUCGGCUCUCCGCGCAGGAACUCUGUGGGAGGGAUUUGUACACCAGUUUGUUUCGUUCCCAGCUGUUUUGGUGCAGAAUACUACGGCGACUUGCGAUUUGUAGAGUACUUCAAGAACGGGUACACCCUGUACUUGAACUCCGGGCUGUCGUCGUCGCGCAACCACUACGGGCAGCGCGUGAUCACGCGCGAGGCGGACCUCGUGACGGCGCACGAGUUCGGGCACAACUGGGGCUCCGAGCACGACCCCGACAUGGCGGAGUGCUCGCCCGCCGCCAGCCACGGCGGCUCCUACCUCAUGUACACCUACAGCGUCAGCGGCUACGACGUCAACAACAAGCGGUUCUCCCCGUGCAGCCUGCGCUCCAUCCGCAAGGUGCUGCAGGCGAAGUCCGGGCGCUGCUUCUCCGAGCCCGAGGAGAGCUUCUGCGGCAACCUGCGCGUCGAGGGCGGCGAGGAGUGCGACGCCGGCCUGCUCGGCACCGAAGAUAAUGAUAUGUGCUGCGAUAAAAAUUGUAAGCUCAGGAAAAAUCAAGGAGCCGUUUGCAGCGACAAGAACUCCCCGUGCUGCGCCGGCUGCGUGUUCGCGGCGCCGGGCGUGGUGUGCCGCGAGGCCGCGCACCCCGCCUGCGAGGGCGAGGCCACCUGCAACGGCGCCUCCGCCGACUGCCCCAAGGCGCCGGCCAUCGCGGACGAGCACGAGUGCGCGGAGCGCGGGCGCUGCCGCAACGGCUCCUGCGUGCCCUACUGCGAGACGCAGGGCCUGCACAGCUGCAUGUGCGACAUCGUCGCGGACGCGUGCAAGCGCUGCUGCCGCAAGAGUUUGAACAAAACCUGCUUCCCGGUGGCGCACAACGACAUCCUGCCCGACGGCACUCCCUGCAUACAAGGCUUCUGCAAUAAGGGAGUGUGCGAGAAGACGAUCCAGGACGUGGUGGAGCGGUUCUGGGACAUCAUCGAGGACAUCAACAUCAACAACGUGCUGGGCUUCCUGCGCGACAACAUCGUGGGCGUGGUCGUGCUCGUCACCGCCUUCGUGUGGAUACCCGCCAGCUGCGUGAUAAGCUACGUGGACCGGCGACGCCAACGCCAGCAUCAGAAGUAUUUAGAGUGGGAACGACAACACGAUCUCGUACAUCCCUCUUCACCUCGUAAAAUCAUUCAUAUCAGGUUGCCCAAGCAGAAACCGCCUGGGAUGAAGACUGUCAUCCAAGGAACUAGUCAACUU
Messenger RNA from Brenthis ino (lesser marbled fritillary), 2313 nucleotides. NCBI's taxonomy places the organism in Eukaryota, Metazoa, Arthropoda, Insecta, Lepidoptera, Nymphalidae. The record is from the annotation of a GenBank genome assembly.